UCAUUUGGUCUCGCCAAUUUGAGUUAUCUUAUCAGCUAUCGUCACGUGAAAAUGAGUAACGCGUUCGUUCCAGAACCAGCCUUGAGUUUAUUGUGCCCUUCAUCAUGUUCUUCGCUGCCAGUUUGCUUAUACUCGCUGUCCGUGCGGCUGCUUCAAAUGUCAAUAUAUACCACCGCAUAUUUGCUCCAGGAGCGCCUGAAUUACCUUUCGUCGAACGUGGGGUAAUAAAUAAUUCACGCUUCCAACCUUCAUCGACGUUGUCUCAACACUGGCUGGACUUUGAAACAGCUCUCGAAAGUUUACUAUCUACUCCAGAAGUAGACCUGGGCCGGGUGCUGUACCAAGUCGCUUUGGAAAGGGAAGGCGCAGAUCGGGAUGUUUCUUCAGUCAAACUGUGUCAUAUUCCAUUGAUUACUUCCGAAUCCAUCAUUCUCCAUGCCCCACAUUUGGCGCAAAACAACGCUCCGUAUGCGAUUAACUAUUUCGUGACCCCAAUCCCGGACGAUGGAGCCUGCCCUAGACUGGGCUCAGGUCUUGUGUCCCUUCCAUCUCCAUUCCAAGCAUUAUCCAAGCUAAACACGACAAUCAUACAUAAACCAGAUACUCAACCUCCGCAACCACAACUCCGUACACCCCCUCAGCUAACAGCGGAAGGAGCGCCAGUGCAAUCUCCGCCUGAAAAAUCAUUUGUUCAGAAGUACUGGAUGUACAUCGUUGCCGUCUUAUUUGCUCUGUUGAUGACUGGCGGAGGCCCGGAAGAAGAAGGGCAAUCUAGAGCAAGCACUUGAUCCAUCUUCUGUGUACAAUGUAUCAAACCAAAGACACUAAAGCAUGCACCGUGACUGAGCCGAUCUACAUAUAUCUCAUCGGAAAUUGUAAACAGCUUUCAAACUGUAUAUCGAGAGAUUAUUGGGAAAAUAUCAAAGAAACUAUGGAUUUCUCUCUAAGUUAAGCCUUGCAACAUUAUAUUGGUUUUAAUAACGUCGUGCACCGUCAGAAAAAAGUUACCAUACUUCAUCGAACCUGGGCUUCGUCCUCUCCUUCUGCUUUGUUCUCUGGCUUACAUGGAAGUUGAUGUUGGCCUCAUAUACGGAAACGAAAGGAUUUAUUUGGAUACCCGUCUCUCUGU
Molecule: messenger RNA, 1129 nt
Organism: Lentinula edodes (shiitake mushroom)
Lineage: Eukaryota; Fungi; Basidiomycota; Agaricomycetes; Agaricales; Omphalotaceae
Exons: 5
Coding region: 105-788 (227 amino acids)
Source: RefSeq, a predicted model, not a curated record